Messenger RNA from Lolium rigidum, 507 nucleotides. RefSeq lists its product as uncharacterized. The record is from RefSeq and is a predicted model, not a curated record. Bases 1 to 507 code for a protein of 168 amino acids. Lineage: Eukaryota; Viridiplantae; Streptophyta; Magnoliopsida; Poales; Poaceae. The transcript has a single exon.
AUGCCGGAGCGGUGGUCACCGGCCGCCUUGAUCUAUCUUUUACUUACUUGUCGCCUUGUCGGUUUGGUCUUGCAGAAGGCGGCGAGGAGGCGUCAGGUGCCGGCGUUCGGGGAGUGGAACUACUACUACCACUACGACCAGCCGGAGACGGUAGCGCCGCCCGCCCUGGCGUAUUGCUACGGCGCCACCCCCGAGCCGGAGGCCUGCAGCGACGUCUGGUUCAGGUACUCGCCUCCCCCGCGCAAACCCACGCCCGCCAAGAAGCCUAGGAGGAGGGUGCCGGAAGGCGACAGUGAUACGUCGCUGGAGAAGAAGGGGAGAAGGAGCGGGAGACCGGCGCCGGCGUCGGCGUCGGAAGCUGCCGGCUGCGGCCUGGCGCGCACGACAAGGCUGGUGCGGCCGGUCGACGAGGACCUGUACCAGGUGCCGCCGCCGGAGCUCGCUUCCCACAGGCGCCGCUCCAGGAGGAGGAGCAUGUGGAUGGGCUGCCUGGGGUGCGUCGCCUGA